This is a messenger RNA of Jaculus jaculus (lesser Egyptian jerboa), 2468 nucleotides long. It is a transcript of the gene Npy2r, whose product is annotated as neuropeptide Y receptor Y2. Gene Ontology annotation, biological process: G protein-coupled receptor signaling pathway. Gene Ontology annotation, cellular component: membrane. Bases 233 to 1381 code for a protein of 382 amino acids. Lineage: Eukaryota; Metazoa; Chordata; Mammalia; Rodentia; Dipodidae. The transcript is spliced from 2 exons. Gene Ontology annotation, molecular function: neuropeptide Y receptor activity. The record is from RefSeq and is a predicted model, not a curated record.
GUUCGCCGCCACCGCUCCCGCGCCCUCCCGCCGCCACCGCUCGCUGGCGCGCCCUAGAAGGUCCCAUCCCACAGAAGCAGACCUGCUUGGGGAGCCUCCCAGGGUCGUUUUCUGGGCUGGCCAUCUACAUAAUCACCCGGGCUGCACCCUUCUUGCUUCCACAUUUGAGCAGAAACACAAGGGCGCCGAUUCAAUUCUUCGACUGUUUGCAGAGAGUGUCAUUGUGCUGAAAAUGGGCCCAGUAGGCACAGAGGUGGAUGAGAAUCACACAGUGGAAGAAGUGAAAGUGGAAUCUUAUGCGCCAGGGCGCACCACUCCCCGAGGUGAGCUGCUCCCUGACCCUGAGCCUGAGCUCAUAGAUAGCACCAAGUUGGUCGAGGUGCAGGUGGUCCUCAUCUUGGCAUACUGCUCCAUCAUUGUGCUGGGGGUAGUUGGAAACUCCCUGGUGAUCCACGUAGUAAUCAAAUUCAAGAGCAUGCGUACAGUAACCAACUUUUUCAUUGCCAACCUGGCUGUGGCUGAUCUUCUGGUGAACACCCUGUGCCUCCCAUUCACUCUUACCUAUACCUUAAUGGGGGAGUGGAAAAUGGGACCUGUCCUGUGUCACCUGGUACCCUAUGCCCAGGGUCUGGCAGUUCAAGUGUCCACAAUCACUUUGACAGUCAUUGCUCUGGACCGUCAUCGUUGCAUUGUUUACCAUCUAGAGAGCAAGAUCUCCAAGCGACUCAGCUUCCUGAUCAUUGGCUUGGCAUGGGGCAUAAGUGCCCUGCUGGCCAGUCCCCUGGCUAUCUUCCGGGAAUACUCACUGAUUGAGAUUAUCCCAGAUUUUGAGAUUGUUGCCUGCACUGAGAAGUGGCCUGGUGAGGAGAGAAACAUGUAUGGCACAAUAUACAGUCUUUCCUCCUUGCUGAUCUUGUAUGUUCUGCCCCUGGGAAUCAUCUCUUUCUCCUAUACCCGUAUCUGGAGUAAGCUAAAGAACCAUGUGAGCCCUGGAGCUGCGAGUGACCAUUACCAUCAGCGAAGGCACAAAAUGACCAAAAUGCUGGUGUGUGUGGUGGUGGUGUUUGCAGUCAGCUGGCUGCCCCUCCAUGCAUUCCAGCUUGCUGUGGACAUUGACAACCAGGUCCUGGACCUAAAGGAAUACAAACUCAUCUUCACAGUGCUCCACAUCAUCGCAAUGUGUUCCACCUUUGCCAACCCUUUCCUCUAUGGCUGGAUGAACAGCAACUAUAGAAAAGCUUUCCUGUCAGCCUUCCGCUGUGAGCAGAGGUUAGAUGCCAUUCACUCAGAGGUGUCCAUGACCUUCAAGGCAAAAAAGAACCUGGAGGUCAAAAAGAACAAUGGUCUCACUGAUUCUUUCUCAGAGGCCACCAAUGUGUAAGGAAACAGAUAUGAAAACAAAGUAGAUGAAUUCUGACCAUAGAUAUCAGUCUGGUUAAGGAAGGUUUGCUCAUUGGCUCAUGCAUGCUGAUCUCCCAAGUGAAAGACAAAAAUAAAUCAAAAUAAAAAAGUAUGUGAGUGGAAGCAUUCAACAGUGCGAUUCUUGGAAAACUGACCAUCAGGGCUGAGGUAAAAUACCUCAUAUUCAAGGAGCAGGAACAUUGUGGUGGUGCUGCUUAAUUGGUAGGUUAAAUCAUGAAUAAGAGAGGUAAAUACCUUUGACUAUUUUCCAAGAGUGAAGAACUCCUAAGGAAGCAGUUGUUAUCUUCAGCAUUGCUUCAAGGUAGGGGAACAUUCACUGACAAAGCAUGGUAGAACCAGCACUGGUAUGCUGUGUACUUCACCAUUCCCACCUCAUUGGAUGAAAACUGACUGAGCACAAAUUUCUCUUGGGAGCCAUAGACUCUCUGCUAUGUUGUCUUGCUUUUAUUGUUCUUCCUACAGAUGAAAUCCAAAUGAGAACACUCUAGGUAAACAUUGCUACUCAUGGGAAUGACUUCAAGGUAACUUUGAGGGAGUAAGUUAAAAUUUGCUAUAUGAUUAAGAUUUUUGGCAAGGAUAGUGGAAAUACUGACUCCUCAGUGAGCAACCCCUCUUAAAAUAACAUGCAUAUUUGUGCGAACAAAUUGACUCAUGGUCAAAGACUGAAAUUCUUAGACCUACAAGAAACAUAAACCAUUACUUAAUUUCUCAUGUAGAGUUAUUCUUUGAAGAGCUGGUAUUUAGAUAACAAGUAAGCAACUUAUCUCUUUAACUAUUGUCAAUUGUUACAUCAUUUUGGACUCAUAUUACUUCUGCGAUCAUUUAUAUAUGGGAGUAAACAUUGCACUCAAAAACAAAUCAUAGUAGAAGAUAAUUUUGUGACUUUUAUAACAUUUUGUGGUUAGUUGUAAGCAUGUUUUGCACAGGCACAUGGCUAUUGUGGUUUCAGAUGCUACAGUAUAAUUUUCUUUGGGCUUGCAACUUUCAUUGACCCACUCACUCAUAAUAAGUAAAAGUGUAAGUUCAUUAAUGUGGACCAAUCUAUU